GCCCCGGACGGAAUUACCGAUACCGUGACCGUGACUGGCCCGUACAUCGAUAACGUUCUCUGGAGUUGAUAGUUUGAUAGUCGUGUGCGGUGCGCAGCGGUCUGGUUUGCUCCAAGAAUGACCUGGUCCUCGACUCAUUUCUGACGAAACUCUUCUUCUGACAGCCUCUUCUACAGGUGCCACCUCGGUGCCUCGACCUCAAAUGGCAUCGGCCAAUUCCGACCUGCCUCCGGAGCCGGCGUCAUUGUCCGCCUCGCUCUAUGAUGUAUUGACAGACCUUCAUCAAAACCAAUAUCCCCAUGUGCCUAAUCCGCCGUCGUGCAAGAAACGUGCGUCGGUCGCCCUUGUCCUUCGAAUCCGGCCCACGUAUCGCCACUGGCCCACCCCGGAGACCUCUUCCCUGCCUGUUCUAGACCACACCGCUUCGGUCCAUGAUCGAUUGACGCCCUUUUUCGCCCAGGAUUGGGUUCAGAAUGGAGACCCGGAGGUUCUCUUCAUCAAACGGGCAUCUCGCGCUGGGGACCGAUGGACUGGCCAUGUCGCGCUCCCCGGGGGUAAGCGAGAUCCGGAAGACGUCGACGACAAAGCGGCUGCCAUCCGGGAGGCCUCAGAGGAAGUAGGGUUGGAUCUGACGACGGAGGACUGUAUCCACGUGGGAAACCUGCCAGAAAGGGUGGUCACCACCAGCUGGGGUUCGGUGCCGUUGAUGGUUCUCUGUCCCUUCAUCUUCCUGAUGACUCGCAGCGACUCGCCUCCUCUCCGAUUGCAGCCAACCGAGGUGGCAUCUACCCAUUGGGUACCCUUACGGGCUCUUCUGUCGCCGUCGCUGCGGACAGUGGAAAAUGUGGAUAUGUCGCAGCGGCUCUCGAACAUGGGUGGGAUCAUACCGCGGUUCGUCUAUCGCUGCCUGCUGGGUAUGAUGCAGUUUUCCGCCAUUCGUCUACGGCCGACGGAGAGCUUGCAGUCCAACACGACCCCGGGGUUUCUCCCGGACGAUUUUCGCACGUCUCCUUCUGUCUCGCCAAUGCGACGAUGGACGACGUGGCUCUCCGGCAAUCAAUCUGACCCGGUCAAGCAGGAGCGGCCUUUGCUUCUCUGGGGGCUGACCCUCGGGAUUUUAGCCGACUUCCUAGACAUGCUUCCGCCUCAUACCGCGGUUAAAAUGUGGAAAUACCCAACGUUCACCACGCCGGAUUUGUGGUUGAUCGUGAGCGUGUUGACUUACCGUCUGCGAAAACGCAAUCAGCUCCAAGUUCAGUCGGGAGCGCGCCCCAGCAAUACGGCGGUGGACGGUCAAACGGCUGCGCUGCCAGUAGCGCCGACAACCGACGAUAACAACGAAGUGGGCAUCGGGGGUCUCGGCGUGGGUCGAUACUACGGACCGUCCGACCGGGUCCCGGAUGGAAGUAAAUACGCCGUGGGCAUCAUGCUCAAAGGGUACUAUUCCCGAUUGCGGGUUGCUGUCUCUAUCUUCCUGGCCUGGCGGGCUGUCGUGGGAUCUGUGGCGGCGAUAUAUACUUGGCGAUAUUUUCGACGGCGCCCGUGAUUCCGGUGCAUUUGUAGACAUACGAUAGAGUAUCCCGUAGCAUUGGGGUGAAUGUAAUUAUUUCCACCGAC
Aspergillus steynii IBT 23096 is the source of this 1617-nucleotide messenger RNA. Its product is annotated as NUDIX hydrolase. Lineage: Eukaryota; Fungi; Ascomycota; Eurotiomycetes; Eurotiales; Aspergillaceae. The coding region runs from base 203 to 1546 and encodes 447 amino acids. The record is from RefSeq and is a predicted model, not a curated record. The transcript is spliced from 2 exons. Gene Ontology annotation, molecular function: coenzyme A diphosphatase activity.